Lutra lutra (Eurasian river otter) is the source of this 1180-nucleotide messenger RNA. RefSeq names its product inner mitochondrial membrane peptidase subunit 2 (gene IMMP2L). The record is from RefSeq and is a predicted model, not a curated record. Gene Ontology annotation, cellular component: mitochondrial inner membrane peptidase complex; membrane. The transcript is spliced from 8 exons. Lineage: Eukaryota; Metazoa; Chordata; Mammalia; Carnivora; Mustelidae. Gene Ontology annotation, biological process: mitochondrial respiratory chain complex assembly. The coding region runs from base 122 to 694 and encodes 190 amino acids. Gene Ontology annotation, molecular function: serine-type endopeptidase activity.
GGCGGGGCUAGCGCGGGGACUUCCCCUGGGCUGAGCUGCGCAGCGGGGUUUUGGCCAAAUUGGGCGAGGGCACAAAAUAACCACUUACCCCUUCUCACCGAGGAAGAACGGGAGAAAGGGUAUGGCACAGUCACAAGGCUGGGUGAGAAGAUAUGCCAAAGCCUUCUGUAAGGGCUUUUUUGUGGCGGUGCCCGUGGCAGUGACUUUCCUGGACCGGGUGGCCUGUGUGGCCAGAGUGGAGGGAGCAUCAAUGCAGCCUUCUUUGAAUCCUGGGGGGAGCCAAUCAUCUGAUGUGGUGCUUUUGAACCACUGGAAAGUGAGGAAUUUUGAAGUACAACGUGGUGACAUUGUGUCAUUGGUGUCCCCUAAAAACCCAGAACAGAAGAUCAUUAAAAGAGUGAUUGCUCUUGAAGGAGAUAUUGUAAAAACCAUCGGACACAAAAAUCGGUAUGUCAAAGUUCCCCGGGGUCACAUCUGGGUUGAAGGUGAUCAUCAUGGACACAGUUUUGACAGUAAUUCUUUUGGGCCGGGUCUCCCUGAGAGGCUCCACUCUUUUCUCAAGUCCAGUUUCCCUAGGACUUCUACAUGCCCAUGCUACACAUAUCCUGUGGCCUCCAGAGCGCUGGCAGAAAUUGGAAUCUGUUCUUCCUCCAGAGCGCUUGCUAGUUCAGAGAGAAGAGGAAUAAUGGCAUGAAACUCCCUCAGCUGCUGGCAUUGGCAGGCCAAAACCACCCAUUACAGAAGGGAUGGAGAGGAGGAACCUUCAGAAUGGCAAAGUUUGUUUCAAAUGAAAUGAUCUGCAUUAUUAAAGAAAAAGUGUUAAAAUAUUACAUAGUAUUAAAUAGCAACUGAUUUUGUGUUUAAUUGUAAUACUCUAUUGCUCAAUGCCAAAAAAUUACAGACCUUUGGGAAUAGGAAAACUUUAUUCCCAUGUCUUACAGGGAAUUUGUUAUGUGUGCUUAGUCUAUCGAUUGUUGGGUUUUAAUUUUGGUGCUUGCUGCUGAGAGAAUAUGAAAAUUAAUAUUUGAUGAAAGUAAUUCAGUAAUGUCAUUUACUCUUUAGAACAUGAAGAAACAUACAGUGAUGGAAAUUAUAUUGUAAUUGACAAUAUGUAUGAGGCAGUGACUGAUGGUUAAGAAGAACAGUAAACUGUGAUGUAAAAAUAAAACUGAUUUGCUCA